AUGGCGGAGGAUUUAACACAUGAAAUUGAAGCUAUAGACAAACUGAUCCAAAUAGGGAAGUUGCAAAACAUCGCAUUUGAAAGGGAACAUUUUAUGUUGAACAAACAAGUUGUCAACCCUCGUUUGCCUUUUCAGACUUUCAGAAAUGGUCUGAAGGGAAAGGUGAAACCUCUGGAGGGACGAGAGAAACAAAGAUUCCUAAAUCUUGCUGCAAACCUGCGCUCAGCGUUAGACAGGUUGUGCCGUCUUAUUUACCGCCACUGCAACAACGGCAGUAAUUCCACAGAAGCAGAAAAUGUCAAAUUCCCUUCAAAAGUCCCGACAAGAUCUGACAAUGCACAAAAAGAGGCGUUUGCACAGGAACACUUCAAUAUUACCUUCACUGAUAACACUGAUAUGUCAGCUUACGAUCGUUUUGAAGCAAUUAUCCUGGGAUGCUUUGGUGUUGAUGAACAGGCGGACAGGAUUCUCAAAACACUCCAUGGUCUGUGCAACCUUGGUGAGUCGGUUGUUAUUGAGGUGAAACAGCAGCAGGCGAAUUGGGCCGUUACAUUUCGUUCUAAUAGUGAUGAAUUCUAUAUGCAACCAGAACCGCUUAUCAAAUUCGCAUCAAAACUUCUUCCGUUUGUGAAACACACAAGAAACAACCUUUUGGAAGGUUUUCCCACAGCUGCAUUUGAUGACAAUAAAGUGAGACAUGACGCGGCUGCAGGCGUACACGUAGGCACUGGUCAUUGCAAAUGGCCUGAAUUUGAUCAAAUGUGUCUUUACAACAAUUUAAAUUAUAUGUAUAUAUCUUGCUAG
Messenger RNA from Paramuricea clavata, 804 nucleotides. NCBI's taxonomy places the organism in Eukaryota, Metazoa, Cnidaria, Anthozoa, Malacalcyonacea, Plexauridae. The record is from the annotation of a GenBank genome assembly.